Scleropages formosus (Asian bonytongue) is the source of this 3017-nucleotide messenger RNA. Its product is annotated as transcription initiation factor TFIID subunit 6-like. Gene Ontology annotation, biological process: transcription initiation at RNA polymerase II promoter; RNA polymerase II preinitiation complex assembly. Gene Ontology annotation, cellular component: SAGA complex; transcription factor TFIID complex; SLIK (SAGA-like) complex. Gene Ontology annotation, molecular function: RNA polymerase II general transcription initiation factor activity; protein heterodimerization activity; transcription coactivator activity. Lineage: Eukaryota; Metazoa; Chordata; Actinopteri; Osteoglossiformes; Osteoglossidae. The transcript has 16 exons. Bases 595 to 2529 code for a protein of 644 amino acids. The record is from RefSeq and is a predicted model, not a curated record.
GGAAUGGCGGCGUCGGAGCUGGAGCGUUCAUUGCACGGAGGGGAAAAAAACAAUGAAGCGUACGCUUCUUACAAAGACUAACUGAAUGGAUGUAUGGACACGGAACGAGUGUGAUACGGCACGUUAAACUGUGUCCUGGUUCGUGAAUUUCCUGCGGAUUUUCCUGUCUGUCCGCGUCCACACGGAGGAGGUACGAGCGGCUCGUCAGAGAACUGUGUCUGUCCGCCUCAGUCACACACAGAGUGAGUCCGGCUGCUGCAUUCGGCGGGUUCGUGCAGAAAGAAACACCGGCGGCGGCAGCUUUUCACUCAGCGGUGACAAGAAUUGAUGUUAAGCUUCGCGGAGCUCGUUACAUCGAUUGAAAAGUACGCAACACCAACAGUCAUGCAACAGGGCUUCCUAUGAUAACCGCGUAGCUUCAGUGAUAAUGAUCAUCAUGGUGAUGCGCAAGAAGUAAAUAAGUAACUGAGAAGAAGUGAGAGGACGGUACAGGUGUAAAUCGACUGUCAAGGUACCAAGUGUUUCCCGCGUGCCACCCACUGCGACUGUCCCAGAGAGAGUGAACUGUCAUUCACAUGAUCAGUCCUUCCAGUCAUGGCUGAUGAGCGCAGGCCGAAGCAGUGCAGCUUGGUGCUGCCCACCGAGUCCAUGAAAGUCAUGGCAGAAUCUGUGGGCGUUGGCCAGUUGCAGGAGGAGUGCUGUGUGGCUCUCAGUGAGGAGGUCAGCUACCGCAUUAAGGAAAUCGCGCAGGACGCGCUCAAGUUCAUGCACCACGGGAAGAGACGUAAGCUGACGACCAAUGACAUCGACCAUGCUCUCAAACUGAAGAACGUGGAGCCGCUGUAUGGGUUCCAGUCCCAGGAGUUCAUCCCCUUCCGUUUUGCCAGCGGCGGUGGCAGGGAGCUCCAUUUCUAUGAGGAGAAGGAGGUGGACCUUAGUGACAUCAUCAACACACCACUCCCCCGCGUUCCCCUUGAUGUCUCCCUGAAGGCGCACUGGUUGAGUAUAGAAGGUGUCCAACCAGCCAUCCCAGAGAACCCUCCUCCAGUGUCCAAAGAACAGCAGAAAGUCGAGUCCACUGAGCCCCUGAAAGCUGUGAAACCUGGGCAGGAGGAGGAAGGGCCUGUCCAGGGCAAAGGUCAAGGGGUAACCAGUGCAGAAAGCAAAGGGAAGGAGAAGAGCAUCUCCCGGCUGAAGCCACGCAGCACCCACGAGCUCUCUGUGGAGCAGCAGCUCUACUACAAGGAGAUCACAGAGGCCUGUGUGGGGUCGUGCGAGGCUAAACGAGCGGAGGCUUUGCAGAGCAUCGCCACAGACCCUGGACUCUACCAGAUGCUGCCCCGGUUCAGCACCUUUAUCUCCGAAGGGGUGCGCGUGAAUGUGGUGCAGAAUAACCUGGCUUUGCUCAUCUACCUGAUGCGAAUGGUCAAGGCACUGAUGGACAAUCCCACACUCUACCUGGAGAAAUACCUCCAUGAGCUCAUCCCCGCUGUGGUGACCUGCAUCGUGAGCAAGCAGCUGUGCCUGCGGCCCGACAUGGACAACCACUGGGCGCUGAGAGACUUUGCUGCCCGACUCAUGGCCCAGAUCUGCAAGACAUUCAGCACAACCAACAAUAACAUCCAGUCACGCAUUACCAAGACCUUUACCAAGAGCCUGCUGGAUGACAAGACCCAGUGGACGACUCGCUACGGUUCCAUCGCUGGACUGGCAGAACUCGGGCCUGAUGUUAGUGUGAUCAAGACCCUCAUCCUCCCCCGAUUGUCCAUCGAAGGAGCUCGCAUCAAAGCUGUAGUCGAAGGACCCGUCAUCUCCAACAUUGACAAGAUCGGGGCUGACCACGUGCAGAGCCUCCUUUUGAAACACUGUGCCAGUGUGAUUGCCAAGACACGCCCACUUCCUGACAACGUGGACCAGUAUCGGGCCGACUACGGGUACCUGGGGUCCAUGCUAUGCUCUCACGUGGUGAAAGCCCGGGCUCAGGCAGCGCUGCAGGCCCAGCAGGUCAACAGAACCACCCUGACCAUCACACAGCCCCGGCCCACACUCACUCUGUCCCAGGGGGUCUCUACAGGGUCCGGGCCGCGCACUCCCAACAUCAUAAAGGUGCCAAGUUCACUAACUCUGCCAGUCCAGACCCUGGUGUCGACCCGCCCCGUGACACCUGCCCAGCCGUCACCCCCGGCAACCAAGUACAUUGUCAUGUCAACCAGCACAGCUGCAGCCACCAGCCCACAGGUGAUAUCUCUGACCUCGUCACGCUCAAGCUCACCCAUCACCAGCACAGCUCCCAGCUCUACCUCCACCUUGCAGCCGCUGGUGAAAGUAGAACACACAGGGCAGAGCGUUACCACUCCAGGAGCAGGGGGUUCGCGCACCCUCCAGAAGUACAUUGUGGUGUCCCUGCCGUCGGCAGUGUCCUCAGAAGUGAAGGCGUCCAGCCUGUCGUCGCCUUCCACCGCAGUGGACUCCACGGUGAAAGCAGAUCGCACCGAGUUGCCGGGGGCCAGCACACACUCCUCCCACUGAGAGUGGGGCGGCAAGGGAGCGCAGGGGCUCCGUGCUGGGGGCCGGGGGCAUCCGUCGGAGCGCGGUCGGUCCGGAAAGAAGCUUCUGAGCUGUGGACAGUCCAGAGACACACAGGAGCACAGUGGGGGACCAGGUGAGGCCGUGGGGCCAGUUGGUCCUGUCGGGCCCCAUGUUUCCGUUCCGCCUCAUUCCACAGGGCUCAGUUGACUUGUCUCAGUGACGCUGCUGGACCUCAUGUGUUCUGCAAUAAAGCUGAUGGCUGUUUCCUACACCAUGUUUGUAUACCCUGUUUGUCCCAGAGUGUCAAAGCAGCACCCCCGAUACCACGUGUGUAGUCAGCCCAGUGUGUGUCCAUGUGCUGAGUGUGUCUCACACGCUUACACACUUGUCCACAAAUUUGUUCCAGACAUACAUACACUCCCCACACCUGGUGAAGGUGUGAAGGCAGGUAAAGGUGUCCUGUACACAGUCCCCAAAGCUCUCUGAAA